Molecule: messenger RNA, 3501 nt
Organism: Clonostachys byssicola
Lineage: Eukaryota; Fungi; Ascomycota; Sordariomycetes; Hypocreales; Bionectriaceae
Source: the annotation of a GenBank genome assembly
AUGGCCGGUGCACCCCAGCAGCCGCUGACCUUCAACGAUGUGUUCGAGGAGGAGGAGCACAUGGAGCCCAAGGAGGCCCAUACCAUUCACCACAUUCGUGCUAAUUCCAGUAUUAUGCACCUCGACAAGAUUUUAGUUAUGAGGACCGUCUCAGCAUGCAUCGGCAAAGCCGACGAAGCUUACGUCAUUGGCAAGCGAGGCCAGUACACCCCCGUCGGAGCCUACCUUGCGGGCGAUGAAAUUAUCAAGAUUGCCCUUGAGCACGGCGCACAGAUGAUUCACCCAGGUUAUGGUUUCUUGUCUGAGAACGCCGAAUUCGCUCGCAAUGUCGAGAAGGCCGGCCUGAUUUUCGUCGGCCCGUCUCCACAGGUCAUCGACUCCCUCGGUGACAAGGUCUCUGCCCGUAAGCUUGCCAUUGCUGCCGGAGUGCCCGUUGUGCCGGGAACAGAGGGCGCUGUUGCCACAUACGAGGAGGUCAAGACCUUCACCGAUACCUAUGGCUUCCCCAUCAUCAUCAAGGCCGCCUACGGUGGUGGUGGCCGUGGCAUGAGAGUUGUGCGAGACGCCGACUCCCUGCAGGAGCACUUCGAAAGAGCCACAUCCGAGGCCAAGUCGGCCUUCGGUAACGGUACCGUCUUUGUUGAGCGAUUCCUUGACAAGCCCAAGCACAUUGAAGUCCAGCUUCUUGGUGACAAUGAAGGCAACGUCGUGCACCUGUACGAGCGUGACUGCUCCGUCCAGCGUCGCCACCAGAAGGUCGUCGAGAUUGCUCCUGCCAAGGAUCUCCCCGCUGCCACCCGUGAUGCUAUCUUGGCUGAUGCUGUUAAGCUGGCUAAGUCAGUUAACUAUCGCAACGCCGGUACCGCAGAGUUCCUGGUCGACCAGCAGAACCGCUACUACUUCAUUGAGAUCAACCCUCGUAUCCAGGUUGAGCAUACCAUCACUGAGGAAAUCACUGGCAUCGACAUCGUCGCUGCUCAGAUCCAGAUCGCUGCCGGUGCCAGCUUGGCUCAGCUCGGCCUGACCCAGGACCGCAUCUCCACCCGAGGCUUUGCUAUUCAGUGCCGUAUCACCACCGAGGACCCUGCCAAGAACUUCUCACCCGAUACCGGUAAGAUCGAGGUCUACCGAUCUGCCGGUGGUAAUGGUGUUCGUCUUGACGGUGGUAACGGAUUUGCCGGUGCCGUCAUCACCCCUUACUACGACUCCAUGUUGGUAAAGUGUACUUGCAAUGGCUCCACAUACGAAAUCGCCCGCAGAAAGGUUCUCCGUGCUCUCAUCGAGUUCCGUGUCCGCGGCGUCAAGACCAACAUUCCUUUCCUUGCCCGACUUUUGACUCACCCUACAUUUAUUGACGGAAACUGCUGGACAACCUUUAUUGAUGAUACCCCUCAAUUGUUUGAUUUGCUUGGCAGCCAGAACCGUGCUCAGAAGCUGCUGUCCUACCUCGGUGACGUUGCCGUCAACGGCAGCAGCAUCAAGGGCCAAAUUGGUGAGCCCAAAUUCAAGGGCGAGAUCAUCGUUCCUGAAAUUGUCACUUCGGCGGGCGAGAAGGUCGAUGUCUCUCAGCCAUGCACUGUUGGAUGGCGCAACAUCCUUGUGGAGCAGGGCCCCAAGGCCUUUGCCAAGGCUGUUCGCGAGUACAAGGGAUGUCUUUUGAUGGACACCACCUGGAGAGAUGCUCACCAGUCUCUUCUUGCCACCCGUGUCCGAACAGUCGAUCUGCUCAAUAUUGCCAAGGAGACCAGCCACGCCUUGUCCAACCUUUACAGUCUCGAGUGCUGGGGUGGUGCCACCUUUGACGUAGCAAUGCGUUUCCUCUACGAGGAUCCCUGGGAACGUCUUCGCCGCAUGCGCAAGCUCAUCCCCAACAUCCCCUUCCAGAUGCUUCUCCGUGGUGCCAACGGUGUCGCUUACUCUUCACUUCCUGACAAUGCUAUUGAUCACUUUGUCGACCAAGCUAAGAAGAACGGUGUUGAUAUCUUCCGUGUCUUCGACGCCCUCAACGACAUUGAUCAGCUCGAAGUCGGUAUUAAAGCAGUUCACAAGGCCGGCGGUGUUGUUGAAGGAACCGUGUGCUAUAGUGGCGACAUGCUAAACCCCUCCAAGAAGUACAAUCUUGAGUACUACUUGGCUCUCGUUGACAAGCUUGUUGCUCUUGAUAUCCAUGUCCUUGGUAUCAAGGAUAUGGCUGGUGUGCUCAAGCCCCACGCUGCCACCCUCCUGAUUGGCAGCAUCCGCAAGAAGUACCCCGACUUGCCUAUUCACGUUCACACUCACGACUCUGCCGGAACUGGUGUUGCAUCUAUGGUCGCCUGUGCCCAGGCCGGAGCUGAUGCUGUUGAUGCCGCUACUGACAGUCUCUCUGGUAUGACUUCUCAGCCCAGCAUCAAUGCCAUCCUUGCCUCCCUCGAGGGAAGCGAGCACAGCCCUGGCCUUGACCCCAGACAAGUCCGAGCUCUGGAUACCUACUGGUCGCAGCUCCGUCUUCUAUACUCUCCCUUUGAGGCUCACCUUGCCGGUCCUGACCCCGAGGUGUACGAGCACGAGAUUCCUGGUGGUCAGUUGACCAACAUGAUGUUCCAGGCCUCUCAGCUUGGUCUUGGCUCUCAGUGGCUCGAGACCAAGAAGGCUUACGAGCAUGCCAACGAUCUCCUUGGAGACAUUGUCAAGGUCACUCCUACUUCCAAGGUCGUUGGUGACCUUGCCCAAUUCAUGGUCUCUAACAAGCUCUCUGAGGAAGACGUCCGUGCUCGUGCCUCGGAACUCGACUUCCCUGGAUCCGUUCUCGAGUUCUUCGAAGGUCUCAUGGGUCAGCCAUUUGGAGGCUUCCCCGAGCCUCUACGUAGCGACGCGCUCCGUGGUCGUCGCAAGCUCGACAAGCGACCUGGACUGUUCCUUGAGCCUGUUGACUUUGUCAAGGUCAAGCGUGAGCUGGGCAAGAAGCUCGGCGCUCCGGUUACCGAGUGCGACAUUGCCUCGUACGUCAUGUACCCCAAGGUCUUUGAGGACUACAAGAAGUUCGUUCAGCAGUACGGCGAUUUGUCCGUUCUCCCAACCAGGUACUUCCUCUCCAGGCCCGAGAUUGGCGAGGAGUUCCACGUUGAGCUUGAGAAGGGCAAGGUCCUCAUCCUGAAGCUGCUUGCUGUUGGCCCUCUGAGCGAGAACACUGGCCAGCGUGAGGUCUUCUUCGAAAUGAACGGAGAGGUUCGACAGGUCACUGUCAUUGACAAGAAGGCUGCCGUUGAGAACGUCAGCAGACCCAAGGCCGACCCCACUGACUCUAGCCAAGUCGGUGCACCCAUGUCUGGUGUCUUGGUCGAGCUCAGAGUCCACGAGGGUCACGAUGUCAAGAAGGGCGACCCUCUUGCUGUCCUCUCCGCCAUGAAGAUGGAAAUGGUCAUCUCCGCCCCUCACAGCGGAAAGGUGGCAGGAUUGCAAGUCAGGGAAGGAGACUCUGUGGAUGGAUCCGACCUGGUCUGCAGAAUUACUAAGUCUUAA